GCGCGGGAGUUGAGCAGUGUGGCAGGAGAACAGAGACUGAGAGAGAGUGAAAGAGGCAGAGAGAGGGAAGGAAGGAAAGAAGGAAGGAGAGAAAGAAGGGAGGAACUGAGACAUGGAGACAGAGGAAAGCUUCGACACAGAGGGCAGUUUUGACGAUGCGUCUUGUCUGUCCCCACAGAGCCCCGGCUCGCUCUCCCCGGCCAGGAGACAGAACAAGGAGAGGGAAAUCAAGGAGACUAAAACCACUAUCAACUUCGUCACUUUCCCACUGCCCCAUUCCACGCCUGAGCAGCAACUCCUCAAACCCAAUGAGUGGAGCUACUGCGACUAUUUCUGGGCUGAUAAGAAGGACCCUCAAGGGACCACCACAGUGUCAGGCUUCGAGGUUCUGUUGCAGAAGCAGCUGAAGGGCAAGCAGAUGCAGAAAGAGAUGGCUGAGUUCAUCAGAGAAAGAAUAAAGAUUGAAGAAGAGUACGCCAAGAACCUCUCCAAGCUCUCCCAGAUCCCACUGGCAGCGCAAGAGGAAGGGACUCUUGGAGAGGCUUGGGCUCAGUUGAAGAAGAGUCUUGCUGAUGAAGCAGAGGUUCAUCUUAAAUUCUCCUCAAAGCUCCAGAGUGAGGUGGAGAAGCCACUGCUCACAUUCAGAGGAGACAACUUUAAGAAGGACAUGAAGAAAUAUGACCACCACAUCGCCGACCUGAGAAAACAACUGGUCAGUCGCUAUGCGGCCGUAGAGAAGGCCCGUAAGGCUCUUGCGGACAGACAGAAGGACUUGGAGGUGAAGACGCAGCAGCUGGAGAUCAAGCUGAGCAACAAGACAGAGGAGGACAUCAAGAAGGCCCGGCGGAAAUCCACACAAGCAGGUGAUGACCUUAUGCGCUGUGUGGACCUCUACAAUCAGGCCCAGUCCAAGUGGUUUGAGGAGAUGGUUACGACAAGUUUGGAGUUGGAGAGGCUUGAGGUGGAGAGGGUGGAGAUGAUUCAGCAGCACCUCCGUCAGUACACUACUCUGCGCCGUGAGACAGACAUGUUCAACCAAAGUACACUGGAGCCAGUGGACCAGCUCCUCCAGAGUGUGGACCCAGCCAAAGACAGAGAGCUGUGGGUGCGGGAGCACAAGACAGGAGAUAUGAGACCUGUGGACAUGGACAUCUAAAGGACACAGACCUCAGAACAGCAGAAACACACACACACACACUACACCCAAACUAUCCAAGUCUACCUGUCUGUCUAUCUGUCUACCACAGUACUCCAAGUUCUCGGCCAAAGCCAUACAGAUCUAUCUCUUGAACCACCAUUUGAAUUGCCCCAUAGGUUUCUAUGGACAUAUAUAGGACAGAUCAGUGGCGGAGUGCAUUAACAUCCUCUACACAGCACCAUGUACUUUGUUGCCUGAAUAUGAAGCCACUAGUACUGAUCAACACGUAAUGAUCUCUGUAUUUCAGUAACAGUUUAUAUCUGAUAAUAGUGUAGGUAUAACUGCUUGUGCUUAGAACAAGCACAGUACAGUGAGUUUGUUGAAAAUUGAGUUUGUUUCAGUUAAGUUCAGUCAGGCACAUAACCGUCAUUUUAAUUAUACACACAUAAACACUUCACAGACGCAUAUAUUUGCAUAGUCUUGAAAAUGGAAGCAUACAUAAUUAUUUCUGUAGAACUUAAAAGUAACUUAUAAGUCACCCAUCUUGAUGUUCAAAACUGCUCUCAACAUGAAGACUAGCUGCACUUUGAGAAAAACAGCAGUCUUGAUCUAAAUAACCAGCAUGAUCCCUCAACAUUUGUAAAGUUUGUGGAAAAAAAUAUUCUACUAAUAUUCUAUUCUAUAGCGUCAUUAUAUAGUUAGAUUGUUAAAUCUGUAUUGUAGUCAAAAAAGAUUUUAUUGCAAUGAGGAAUGCAACAAAGUUUUUACUACAUUCACAAUCAACGUACAGCUAGAACACGAACUCUUGGUAAAAAUUUCAGCCUUCCUGACAAAUGAAAAUCCUCAGCAAAAUGCAUUAUCUAAGUAUGGAUAUGAUAUAUUUUCAUAUUUUUGCAGAUUUGUUUUUGCAGAGAAGCAUGCGGUUCUCAAAAAUGCAGAAUCUCAGUGAUGAAUAGUUCUAUUUCGUCUAUGAAAAGAUAUUUGUGUAAUAUAAAAAACAUGAAAACUGCCUUGACACUGGCAUUCAGUCCAUUGACUAUGUUCAUAGAGUCUGUCUCAACAAAAUACUGCACUCAUAAGCCCGAUCGUAUGAUUUCUCCUCAAGCGAAGCCAAGAAACCUCUUUAUGCAGAACAUAAUCAGCCCUGUGCAGCAUCCCAAUCUCAUCCCGCUUCCAUUCCAAGUUCAAUUGUAGGAGUUAUCAGAGCAUGUAUCAAAGGUGAAAUUAUAUGGCUGAGCUCUAGUCUUAGCGUAAAUCUGAGGUGGAUCAGAUGUGACUUUAUGAUCAUUUGUAUUGAUGUACACCUUUUAGUGCCUAAAGGUAAAUUGCCUUGGAAUGUCCAUUAUAUAUUCUGUUUAGUGUUUGUAUAUAGUUGUAAAUAUGUGUUUUUUUUUGGUUUUUUUUUUUGAGUCUGCAAAUGUCAUCAUAAGCACAUUCCACCAAGUGCUUGUCUCCUUGUGUCUUUCAGUUUGUACUGAAAUUCUAAUGCGUGUUUACAGAUUGAGAGCUUACUUAAACAUUUUUACCUUCAGAUCAGGUUACAGAAGGCAGCUGAACACAGGAUAAGUAAUUUGGAUCAAAUUGAUAAACUUAAUUUAAUAUUACUUUUCUCGAUGUUUACAUGCUAAUAAUAAUGAGGACUACAGAUUGGAUAUGAAGCACAUGGCAAUUCAAAGCACAGAAAAGCUGUUCCAACUUGUUUCAGAAAAAAAAAAUUCUAUUUCUAAAAAUGUUUUUUACUUUUUUACAACUACACCUUACACCAGAUGUGUUCAGGUGAGGAGGACCUGUUUAAAAAGGUGAAUGAUAUAGACUAUAAUCCAACACACAGUACUGUGCAAAAGUUAGAGCCCAUCCUUUCAUUAAUUUAACUUCCAGUCAAAAUUUUUAUUCUCUUUUUAGUCUGUUUAACAGAAAAUUAUGCUUUCAGUUUUUCAAAGACAUCUGCAGGGAUAUUUUUCCAUGCCUGCAAAGUUCAGUCUUAGAAGUUGGUUGCAUUUUCUGCUUUCCACUGUCUAAGUAAUUACGUACACAUUCAGUGGUGUUGAGCUCUGGGCUCUGCACAUCCUUUCAGACUUAUAGCUUGAGUUGUCUUCUCUCAGUGAAAAGAUGGACAGAAACACCUGUGGAUUUCUUUCAGAUCUAAAGCAAGAGUAGAGCUUGACUGAGACGAAAACUCUACUGUUCGUCUGAUGGUGACAGUUUUGUUGGUCUACCAGGUCUUGCAUGGUGGUUAGGAGUCCCAUUUCCUUAUAUCUUAAACAGUUUUUGAACUCCAGUUUUGGGAAGUCCUUCUUUUUAAUUGAUUUCCCUUUGACUUUCCUUAUCCUCUCUGCAAGCUGAUUAUCUUAUAUUUAAUCUUAUAUUUAAUAAAUACUUAAUGGAUGUUUUGACUAGAAAUGAACCCCUUAAAUGGCUAGGGCCCACUGGUGAGCCCUAGUUUUAUUAUACAUUUCUCUAACCCAAGAAUAGCUCAACCAGUUUACACUGAAGAUCCUGUAGUUACUGGAUAAUUAGCCUUAGUAUGUAAUAAGCCUGGUAUUUUAAAGGGGUUAAAUACAUAUAAAUGACGAGUGGGGUUUCUGGCUUUUGCACAGUAUUGUAGUCGACACUGUAAUAAACUAAACAAAACCAAACAAAAAACAGGCACAAAUCUCCAGUGGGUAGGCAAGCUGCUACUUUGGAGUGCAUUUAUUGGUGGUGUGCGUUACUCUCUUGUUGUAGAGCUAUAAAAUCAUGCAGGGAUUCUAGGCAUAAUGGGAUUGUAUGAGGAUGAUAUACAUUAAAAUCGCCUCACAUAAGGAACACAAAUAAAAAAUCAUUUUCAGGUAGUACACUGAACUUAUUUUUACUAAGGUUAUUUUCUACUAACGACCAUCCCUCUCUUGCUUAACAUUGGGUGUAGCUGGUUAACCUGUCUGCAGUUUCGCAUGUAACGGCCGUCUCGUUUCCCGAAUUACACGUGGCAUAAAUUGUGCUUAUACUUCACGUCAAUGAUGUGCAUUCUGUGUAUAAUGAGAAGUUGUUAAGUUGAAUGUCCUUGUGUGUAACUAAAUCCCUUUUAUAUGAUAUUGUAAUUGUUGUUUUAUCUGCUCUCAAGUUAAUGGUCCCCAUUAAUACGACAUGUUUAUGGAAUCGUCAUGUUUAUGUUCAGUAUGCCCAGGAAAUGACUACAGUGUCUAAAAUAAAUUAAAAAAAGAGA
Molecule: messenger RNA, 4340 nt
Organism: Colossoma macropomum (tambaqui)
Lineage: Eukaryota; Metazoa; Chordata; Actinopteri; Characiformes; Serrasalmidae
Gene: gas7a
Product: growth arrest-specific 7a
Exons: 10
Coding region: 113-1156 (347 amino acids)
Biological process (GO): actin filament polymerization; neuron projection morphogenesis
Cellular component (GO): cytoplasm; plasma membrane; actin filament
Molecular function (GO): actin filament binding
Source: RefSeq, a predicted model, not a curated record